Molecule: messenger RNA, 2964 nt
Organism: Penicillium brasilianum
Lineage: Eukaryota; Fungi; Ascomycota; Eurotiomycetes; Eurotiales; Aspergillaceae
Source: the annotation of a GenBank genome assembly
GGGUUUUGAAAGAGGAUAUGCCGACGAAGCCUAUAUUGUGUAGGAAGAAUGCGCCUGUCAACCGAGUCGAGUAGUCGUCAACAUUCAUGGAUCACCGGGUGAUCUGCCGGCUUGCUUUUUGGGGUAACCAGACUGCAUACUCGGUGUUUGUGGAGAGAUGGAAAUUCUGGAAAUUCGGUAGUUUCGGUAGCCAGUCAUAACGGUCAAUUGUUGUUAUUGUUAGAAGAAGGUGGGCAUAAUCAUCACAACUCAAGACUUGAUUCUGGGAACAGACUGCCGUCAGCGCCAAGACACCGCCAAGGCUCGCGAUAAAUAAGGCCAGGCCCGCUCUUUCCCCCUGAUCUUUUCUUUCGAUUAUUCCCCGGGCUUUGUCCGUCCAGACAACUCCUCCCCUACUUCGCAUUCCUCCAGGCUUAACUGCCUUGCGCCUUGAAUCAGCUGCUGAUUCCUGAAAUACAUGCACCGUAUUAACUCGUGGGCGAAAGCUCACGCCUCUUCUCGCGGCCUGCCCAACCAACCCUCCACCCUCCCCCAGGCCACGAGCCAAAUCCCCGAAGUCGAUCCGCCCGCGGAGUCUUCUUCCACCGUCAAAGAUGAUCAAGUGAUCGCACCACCCGGGGGCCCUGUCCCGAUGGCAGGGCCCGCAGAGGAUGAGAAAUCUCAAAAAUCGGGCCUCAUUACCCGCAUGCGCAACGGGACAGGCCGGUUCUACAACCACACCAAGGAUGCCCUCUGCCACAGCUGGGUCAACGUCCUGCUGAUCUUCGUACCUGCGGGUAUUGCUGUCGAAGCGGCCGGCCUCAACCCAGCCGUGGUCUUCGCGAUGAACUCUGUGGCGAUCAUCCCUCUGGCGGGUCUGCUUAGCCAUGCUACCGAGAGUGUGGCUAGCCGUCUCGGCGAUACGAUGGGUGCACUGAUCAACGUCUCGUUCGGUAACGCCGUCGAGCUGAUCAUUUUCAUCAUUGCUCUCGUCAAGAAUGAAAUUCGUAUUGUCCAGGCUUCUCUGCUAGGUUCUAUCCUGGCAAACCUGCUCCUGAUUCUGGGUAUGGCGUUCCUGCUAGGUGGCCUGCGAUUCCAGGAACAGAUCUACAACAGCACCGUCACUCAGAUGAGUGCCUGUAUGCUCAGUCUGGCCGUGACCAGUCUUCUUCUACCCACUGCUUUCCAUGCUUCGUUCUCGGACUCGGCGGAAGCCGAUCGUCGAACUCUCAAGGUCAGCCGUGGCACUAGUGUGGUUCUCUUGCUGGUGUACGUCUUGUACAUCCUCUUCCAGCUGAGGACCCACUCCUACCUCUAUGCCAGUAUCCCGCAACGCAUUAUUGAUGAGGAGUCGCAUCCCGGUGUCCUGGCCGAUUUCAUGAACAGCUCUUCCGAUUCCUCGAGCAGCUCUAGUGACGAAUCUGUCGACACCACGAGCUCCUGGACCACUGCUAAGCGCAUCAAGAGGGCUAUGAAGAGUCGUCGCCGUCGAAAGUCCAGUACCAGCUCCAAGGGAACCACCUCACUUCAGUCCGUCCAGAAGAAGAUCAUGACCGACGAGAACUCGGCCUCCAUUGGCAACUCGAUCGCCAGUAACGAGGCCAAUUCUUGUGCUGUUGACGUCGGUGACGAGAUCCGUUAUGAUGCCGAUGAUGAUGCCGGCCAGGCCUCCGAGUUCCGUUCGCGUGACUUUGGUCUCGCCAUGAACCGCAUGGAAAGUGCUCGUAGUGAGAAGGAGCGCAAGCGCGAACGCAAGAAGCGCAGAGAGCAGAGAGCGGAAAAGGCUCGCAGCCAGCCUUCUAAAGAAACAGAGCAAGCACAGGCUGCCCGACCUCCCAUGAAGGUGUUCGCCUCGACCCCUAACGUUACUGGCACGCCAGGCGCUGGAGAAACGGAGCAGCGGAAACGCUCACCCUUCGGCCCUAUCCCUUCUCUUUUGUCCAAUACGGUUUUCAGUUCCCAGACACCCGGUCAAUCUCCUCAGCUGGCAGCUGCGGCCUCACGCCCUGGGCUCUCCCGAAGUAACUCAUUACCCGCUCGCGUCAAUCGUCAACCGCACGUUGGCAACGCCGUUCAAUUUGCCCGUGGUGCUGCUCGCGUGGCUGGCCCCACCGAUCCAGUCGCACCAGAGACUGCCGUCGUGGAGACUGAACCGGAGAUGUCGCGUACCGCCGCCGUGGUCAUGCUCCUCCUGUCUACCGGUCUGGUUGCCGUCUGUGCCGAGUUCCUUGUUGACGCCAUCCCCGAAAUGGUUGCCAACUCUUCCGUCAGUGAAGCGUUCAUCGGUCUAAUCAUCCUGCCUAUUGUCGGUAAUGCGGCUGAGCACGUUACGGCCGUUAGUGUGGCCAUGAAGAACAAGAUGGAUCUUUCAAUAGGUGUUUCCGUUGGAAGUAGUAUUCAGAUCGCCAUCUUCGUCACUCCUCUCGUCGUCAUCCUGGGCUGGUGUAUGGACAAGGACAUGUCCUUGUACUUUACCUUGUUCGAGACCAUUUGUCUUUUUGUUACCGCCUUCGUGGUAAACUUCUUGGUCCUGGAUGGCCGAAGUAACUAUCUCGAGGGAGCACUUCUGCUUGCCGCCUAUAUCAUCAUUGCUUUGGCGGCUUUCUUUUACCCGGGCAGCGACGAGACCAGCAACCUGGCCGGCUCUUAAGCUUGUAAUUCAUGUUCGCUUGAUACGGCUGGCCUCUGCUGCGUGAGGCUACAUUGGGCGUAUUUCGCGAUGCAGAGCCCACGACUUUGAAUACACCGACAUUGCCCGAUGUAUUCCGAUCCUGAACAAGGAUUUCGUCUCGUCGAGGUAUUGUCGGUGACUGCCGUGCUGUUACUUAUGAACUUUCUCUUAUUCGAUGUAAUCCGUUCCAGACUGGAGACAUUUAUUUCCUACGUCCGCAAUCUAUUACUUACUACCUGGGGCUAUCUGCUUCACUACCUUCAAUGAUUGACCACUUCUGUUUCCUUGUAAUCCGAUUUGACCAUUCAGGUCUC